AUGGCUCCUUCCAAUACCGAGUUCCAAGGAGCAGAGGAUAUAGAAAGACAACGGAGACGCGCACAAAAUCUUCGAAGGGUCGCCAAGCGUUUUCGCGUCCUUAUCAUUGGCCGCGCCAAUGCGGGGAAGACAACCAUCCUCCAGCGAGUUUGCAAAACAACAGAACAGCCAAAAAUUUUCAAUCGGGAGGGCCAUGAGAUUGACUUGUCCAAUCUCAAUCCAACGACACAGAGAGCGGGGCAUGACAUUGAGAAUGAAAUGAUAUUCAAGAGUAACACAUCAUUUGUCUUUCAUGACUCAUGUGGCUUCGAAGCAGGUAGAACAUCUGAGCUGGAUAAAGUCAAGGAUUUUGUGCGGAAAUGUUCAACCAAAAAGAACCUCAUGGAUCACCUUCAUGUGAUUUGGUACUGCAUUCCCAUCAAUGAUGAAGUCAGACCAAUUACAAGGGCAGAGUUAAAUUUCUUUGAUGAGUGUGGGACUGGUAGAGUUCCUGUUAUAGUCUUGUUCACAAAAGCAGAUUUGCUGGAUGCUCAAACCAUGGAACAUCUGGUUAAUGCUGGGAUGGAUUUUGAAGAUGCUACAAUUCAUGCUCCAGAAGAAUCAAUUGACAGGUUUCAAAAGAAAUUUGGUCAGCAACUCUAUAAGAAAAAAUAUCCUCCCAAGGGACAUGUGUAUUUUCGAGAUAUGCAACAUCCUACAAGUAACUGCAGUGAACUUCUGAAAGAGACAGCAGCUACCCUUUCAGAUGACAUGAUCUUACAGCUGUUCCUUACAGUGCAGAAGAAUAAUCUGUGUCUGUCAAUUGAAUAUGCAAUCAUGCUGGGAGUUACAUUUCCAGGUUGGAAAUUGGUCAAAAGAAAGAGAAAGUGGAGGGAGAUGGUUGAGGCUAUAUUGUGUUAUUUUCCACACAUGGUAUGUGAAACCUGCUUGACUAUUGAGCUGUAG
Laccaria bicolor S238N-H82 is the source of this 945-nucleotide messenger RNA. RefSeq lists its product as uncharacterized. Bases 1 to 945 code for a protein of 314 amino acids. Lineage: Eukaryota; Fungi; Basidiomycota; Agaricomycetes; Agaricales; Hydnangiaceae. The record is from RefSeq and is a predicted model, not a curated record. The transcript has 7 exons.